CAUGAUCGAGGAUGGGUCUUCUUUCAAAGAAAAAAUCUUAAAUUAGAGUUAAGAAAAGAAAAGAUCUUUGUACAAAUCUGAACUGCCACCCAUAAAAAAAGUGUUCCGAAAUCCCAAAAUGCCCUCUUAAGCUUACACAGCCUUGUUCAAUCUGGUGGGUCAUACAUAUUACAUAGCAAAUGCAGUUAUGCUUUUGGCAUCAAAUCAUCAUCAUCAACAACAACAACAGUACCACGGUCCUGCCUUACCGAUGAUGCCAACCCCACUCCAAGUUCGGAGGAGGCCUGUCUUUGAAUUUGAUGAUGAGCAUCUUCAGAAUCAAAAGCCCACCAUUCCAAUGGAAUUGCAGAUUGUCAGUUCCCAACAACAUUUUCGUCUUCCCGAUGGUUGGGUGGUCGAGAAAAAGCCCCGUCCCUCUCACGAGUCUCGUUUUGACAAGUAUUACUAUGAGCCAGGCACCGGAAGGAAAUUUCGUUCUUUGUUAUCUGUUCAGAGACAUCUAGCAGGAGAAACAAGAGACUAUGUUGUUGCUAACACAAUGAUGUCAAAAAAUGAAAACACUCUAUUUUUUCUGCAGAAUUUUAUUGAGUCUGGGUCAGGACAGAAGUUCGGUUCCUUGAGAGCUCUUGAUAAUUUCUUAUCAGAAGAAAAUGCAUGUACAACAACACCUAAGUCUGCAGUGAAAUCAGGCACUGGAGAGCAAAGAGCUUGUGGUGUGAGAAGUGGCCAAAAAGCUGUCCAUAAAGGCUCUUCUGUAGGAGAAGAAGUACAAAUCACUCCAAAGUCCUUGAAACACACUAUUCAAUCUGCACUUUCUGAGAAAUCAGAUUCUCGGAAGAAAACCAAGUCGGAGAAGGACAACAGAGCUUCCAUGCAUAACUUAACUGUACCACCACCAGCAAAAGUAAGCUGGGUUCUGUCUGGUUCCGGGGGGUUCUGGAGCCCUUUCCUUGAUGAUUCCAUUGUACCAGAACCUGAAAAGAUGAAAUGGUCCAAAGCAUUUGUACUAUCAAUCCAUGAUGAUGGAGAUAUUAAUGGACUUAAUAGCUGAGCUUUGCAGGGUUCACAAUGGAGAUGACUGGAAAUCUUGGUGAGAAUGUGCUGAUUCCAUGUAGCUUAGAUUGUAGGCGGGAAUGGGAUUAUCCACGUGCCUUAAUUAUCUUAACCUAUAAGCAGAUAUUGUUCUAUUUCACUGAUUAAAAUCAUGUAGGUUCUAUCACAGGGUUGCACCUCGAAACAACUUGGGAAAGAUUGAACUAGUGCCAACUGAUCUAUACUAAAAGCCCGUUGGCAGUAACAACUUUUGAACAAAGAGUGAUGUGCUGAUUCCUUGUACAUGUGGUUUGAUUCAACAUUUCUGAAAUUAAAUUUUGAAAUUUUUCAUAUUUUCA
Glycine soja is the source of this 1391-nucleotide messenger RNA. Its product is annotated as methyl-CpG-binding domain-containing protein 7-like. The transcript is spliced from 6 exons. Lineage: Eukaryota; Viridiplantae; Streptophyta; Magnoliopsida; Fabales; Fabaceae. The record is from RefSeq and is a predicted model, not a curated record. The coding region runs from base 188 to 1051 and encodes 287 amino acids. Gene Ontology annotation, molecular function: DNA binding.